Varanus komodoensis (Komodo dragon) is the source of this 1873-nucleotide messenger RNA. It is a transcript of the gene MTERF4, whose product is annotated as mitochondrial transcription termination factor 4. The record is from RefSeq and is a predicted model, not a curated record. Bases 97 to 1164 code for a protein of 355 amino acids. NCBI's taxonomy places the organism in Eukaryota, Metazoa, Chordata, Lepidosauria, Squamata, Varanidae. Gene Ontology annotation, molecular function: double-stranded DNA binding. Gene Ontology annotation, biological process: regulation of DNA-templated transcription. The transcript is spliced from 4 exons.
UCCGUUUCUGAGGAGGAGAGUACGUGCGCGAACACCUUCCUUUUCCGUCCCUUUAUCUCACGGCGGGGAGGAAGUGCACGGGGCGCGAGGGUGAAGAUGGGAUAUCUUUGCAGGCAGGUCUUUUGGAGACCCAGUUUUUCACCGCUCACCUGUCACUUUAUCCAGUCAACUUCUUGGAAAACAUUACCUGUUGUCUUUCUAUCCUCUCUUCAGCAACUGGGCCGUAGAUUGAGUAGUACAAAUUCUCCUGAACAAAGCGGAACAAGCUUGCCCAUUUCUAGCACCAAAACAGACAGCAAUGAAAGUACUCAAGUGCUCCUGGAGACUUUCACUACUCCUCCUGUAGAGCAGGAAAAGCAAGCAGGAGUGGGCCACUUAAAGCUAGGGGAGGCAGCAAAACCAUUCUUGGACAUGGGGCUCAGCUCUGAUCAGAUAAUGCUUUUGUUCAACCUGCAACCCAAACUGCCACCUCCAACCAUGUUGACUGUAGUUUCAGAGCUCCUUCUCUUGGGCUUAAGUCCAGACAGCAUGCUGAAGGCACUACGGAAGAAUCCAGAACUGCUAAGACUAUCAGUAAAACAUCUGAGGGAUCGUGCAGAUCUUCUGAGAAGAUUUGGCUUUCAGGAAGUGAGUCUGAACCAUGUGGCAGUUUAUUUUCCAUAUGUCUUCACAUUGCCACAAAAGAGAUUUACAGUUGUAGAGCAUCUCCUCAGAGAAAAAUGCCUCUUCACAGUUCAGCAAGUAUCAAAACUUCUACAAACAUGCCCAAACAUCCUGCUGGAGGAGCUAAACGAUGUGGAAUACAAAUUCCAGUUUGCCUAUUUCAGGAUGGGAGUGAAACACAAAGAAAUUGUGAAAGCUGGUUACUUCCAAGCUCCGCUGGUUGAGAUAAAGAACAGAUUCAUUUUCUUGGAGCGCUUGGGACUCUAUCAAACACCUGACAAGAAAGGACAAACUCAGGUUGUCAAUCCCAAACUGAAAGGCAUCAUCAGAGCCUCUGAAAGUGACUUUGUGGCUACAAUAGCCUGCUCUUCAGUUGAGGAGUAUACGAUCUUUAAGAAAUUGCUGGCCCGUGAAGAAGAGCGGAGGCAGAAAGAGGAGGAGGUAAUGAAAAGUGAACUAUCCGAUGUGGAGAGUGAUGAAGAAGAAUCUGAUGAAGAAUAGCAACUUGCGGUUAAACAGACCUGGGACCUAUCCUGUUAUCCCCCUGCCUUAGAUGCACACAACCACUUAUGUGUAUCCAUGGCUGCAGAAAGGAGCAGUGGUGGCAAUCACAGCUGCUGUAGUGCCUGUGCAUUUGAGUUAGAGGACUAUUUUUGGUCAUUUAGAAAAAAUGCCUGGAAUUGGGCAGGAAAGAAGCUGGAGUGCCAGUAGGAAUCAGCAUAGGUAGACAAUUCCAGCCUCCUCCCCACACAGCUCCCAUUUUGCCUCUUUCUGAAGUACAUUUCUGCUCUCAGAGGCAGUUGAUUUGAUGGAGACAGCAUUGGGACUUGGCUGCUGGGGUUGGAGCACUGAAGUUGUAGGACCUUGGUUCUUGGACUCCAAAGAAUCCUGCAUUGCCUCCCCCCAUAUGGCAGGUAGCCAGAGGGUUGCCCCCUUCAUGCUUGUUACUGUUGGAUGUACUCAUUCUCUAUUCUGCUUUGCAGAGGAACAGAAAUGUAUUAUUUGUAAAACAGAUGGAGAGUGGGAGGUGGUCAGUAUUGGUUCCAAGAGACAUCCAUGUUAGCAGUUAAUACCUAGUUUUGGUGAACCUGGUUGCUAUAUAAAAAUAAUGAAACCAAAAAACAUUUGUUGCCUAUUUUGUUUCUUUUUCCUUCGUUUCCUGUACAUUUAGGUUUCCAUAGGUACACUGGAGGUAGGAAUUUAUUUACAU